GCAGGGAGGGAGGAGGGUCGGAGCAUCUUGGCUGCAGUGUUUUUGUCUCUCAGUGAGCGCUCCUGGGCCGAGAAGAUUGAAAGGAUUUCCAGAGAGGGGCCAGGUGUUGACUGUUGAGGGAAAGAGAAGGGAGGAAGAGCGAGGAUCUUAGGGAGGAGACAUCCCAUCCUCACAGUGCAAGCAGCUGGUGAGAGUUUGUGUGUGACUGAAAAGCAGCUGCUGGUUCGUCAUGGCUCAGGUGCUGCACAUGGACCCCGGCUUUCCAGGGAAACUCAACUCGCCUGCUCCUCCGACGCUGCACACCAAAGAACAGGAGGCGCCCUACUCAGUGGAGACCCCCUAUGGCUACCGUCUGGACCUGGACUUCCUCAAAUAUGUUAACGACAUAGAAAAGGGCAACACUAUUAAAAAGGUGCCUAUACAGCGCCGGCCGCGCUAUGGCUCCCUGCCUCGGGGGUACGGCUACACCGGCUCCUGGUGGACCUCCACAGAGUCUCUGUGCUCCAACGCGAGCGUGGAGAGCAGGCAUUCCUCUUAUUCCUACUGUGCCCCAGGCUAUCACACAUUACAGAGACCCAGCUUUAGCACAGCUCGGGUGGAGAAGACCCUUUUAGAUGCUCGCAGGAAGCUGGAGGAGGAGAAAGAAGGGAGGAGAUUCUCAAACCUCGGCAGCAUGAACAACAGUAUGGCAGGGUCUAACACCUCUCUUAGCAGUGCGCACAGCUUCAACCGGGCACACGGUGGAGGUGGGACUUUCACUCCUAUGAGCUCAGGCCUGUCCACACCAGUGACUCCGACCCCUGCGCAUUUGCAACAUGUCAGAGAGCAGAUGGCCGCAGCCCUGAGGAAGAUAAAGGAGCUGGAGGAGCAGGUGAAGACCAUCCCUGUGCUGCAAGUUAAAAUCUCUGUGUUGCAGGAGGAGAAAAGGCAGCUCAGCGUUCAGCUCAAAAGCCAAAAGUUUCUUGGACACACUCUGGGUUUUAGCCGAGGUCGAAACCGUGGGGAGCUGUACAUCGACAUUCCUGAGGAGGAGGUAGGCACGGGAGCUAAAAGCACCAACAAGACAACAGAGCCAUUGUCUCCAACUGAAGUCUCUAAGCAAGAUUCAGGCUGUGAAAUUGAGGACACAGUGAUUGUGGGUGGAGCCCGACCAGAUGCUAAGAGAGAAGUUCGCACCAUUGGAGUUGGACCAGAGGGGUCUAGGGGCAGUCGUGAUGUGGGGGUCUGGGUUCGAGAGAAGGAUCUGGGUCUUCUCCCAGAGGCUGAGGUGCUCAAAGAUCAAGUUGGUCAGCUUGAGGGGAAGCUAACGAGGACUCUGCAAGAACUGCAGGCUGCACAGCUGCAAAAGGCUCCACAGGCAGAGCAUCCGGUAAUGGAAACCAGCAUUGGGUGGCAGGAACCACAAGGCAGCAGUCUGCACACUCUGGUCAGCUUCACACAGCAGCCACAGCAGAGGGAGCAGAGAACUGUGGGGAUCCAGGUGUACACACUGGAGAAACCUACAGUAGUGGAGGUAGGCACGCUGCUCCGAGCAGAAACCUGCAGCUCUCCCUCACUUCAGCCAGCUGGUGGAGUUACAGAAGGUCACCACAAAGGACAAACUGAAGUUCCCGUUGAGUUGCCAAUUGCAGUCAGCUCCAAGCAGGUCCGUGACGUCCUGAAAAGUGGGCUAUCCACAUCUGUACCUGUCAGUAAUCCUGCCAUCGCUGUAGCAUCUGGUGAUCAGAUUGGCUUGGUGCAAACCAAAGAAGAGUCUUCCGAGGUCUUUUCUAAAUCAGCCUCAUCUCCCCAGUCCUCGCUGAGAUCAAUUAUGAAGCGGAAAGCAGAAGGUGAACCAGGCUCCCCCUCUACAAAGAAAAACCUGCAGUUCAUUGGAGUCAAUGGAGGGUACGAGUCCACCUCUUCAGAUGACAGCAGCAGUGAGAGUUCAGACGAUGGGAGCGACUCCAGUGAAUAUCAUGAAGCAAGAGAAAAACUUCCAGACUCCACCAAUCAGCUCCAGCGUAUAACUGUUAAUAAAACUUCCCAACCCCAAGAAGAAAGCACCAGUGUACCUCAACAAACUGCCAUAAAAAUGCCAGCUAUAACCCAUUUAGAGGACACAAAACUGCCGGAAAAUGCUCAUCAUUCACCAGCAACUGACUCUGUUGAGCGAAAAUGUGCCUCCCACACAUCGACGACAAACUCCACCUCAACACCUCAAGCCAAGGAUUCUGCCUCCUCUGUGGACCAAAUAGCAGAUAAGCACACUGUUACCCAGGAGAUCACUUCCACAUCACCCAACUCUGAAUCUGCACCAAUCACCAUUAAGUGUUCUUCAAUAUGCAUCACUAGAUCUGCAGAGGUAAACGCUCUGUCACAAAUGUCUACCACCUCCUGUCAGCCAGAGUCCAAAGCAGCACCUGAGAGCGUUAAACAGGAGUCCUCUAAACCAGUCAGGCUGGAGCUGAGUGAAAGCCUGAUGUCAGCUCUCUAUACUCUGCAGAAAGCCCUGGGGGACCCCAAUGCUUUCAGCCAACAAGCAGCAAGGACGGCCUACACCAUCGUCCUGCAGGAGUGGCUGCGUGUGUCCUGUCACAAGGCAGCCAACACAGCGGACGUCAAGGCCUACAUGGACACCUUUGCCUCCAUCUCCCCUCAGCUGCUGGAAUUUGUGAUCAACAUGGCAGAUGGCAAUGGGAACACGGCGCUGCACUACACUGUCUCACACUCCAACUUCCCUGUGGUCAAACUUCUGCUGGACACUGGCCUGUGCAAUGCUGACAAGCAGAACAAGGCCGGCUACACAGCCAUCAUGUUGACGGCUCUGGCUGCCUUUCACUCUGACAGCGACCUCCAAACUGUCCUGCAGCUGCUGCGCACCGGGGACGUCAAUGCUAGAGCCAGCCAGGCUGGUCAGACAGCGCUGAUGCUCGCCGUGAGUCACGGGCGAGGGGAUAUGGUCCGAGCGCUGUUGUCCUGCGGAGCUCAGGUCAACAUCCGUGAUGAUGAUGGCUCCACUGCCCUCAUGUGUGCCUGUGAGCAUGGUCAUGUGGACAUUGUUCGUCAGCUACUCUCUGUCCCAGGCUGUGAUGCGACACUCACCGAUAACGACGGCAGCACUGCUCUGUCCAUCGCACUGGAGGCCAGCCAAAACGACAUUGCUGUACUUCUGUAUGCCCACCUUAACUUUGCCAAGCCUCCUUCACCUGUGUCUCCUAAGUCUCCUCUCUUGGGUUCCUCUCCUCCAUCUGGUGAACCAAAAUAAACUCGUCUCCUGCAGCUCGCAGCAGCUUCCACUCAUGUUUCUCCAUCCACGUAAUUUAGAAAAAACAGUGUGUCUGUUCAUGCGUUUGUUUCACUCUGAAAGUUUUAGGUACAUCGCAUUGUGCAUAUAAUAAUAACAUGACAGCUUAAAACAUUGUCAUAUGUUAGUUUUGUUCUGUCUUUGUCAUUUAGUCUCAUCAGUCUGACAUUGUAACGUUUCAGUUCUUUACACUGUUUUUUUUUUGGUGGCACUUAAAAGUCAAAACUGUUAACAAAUUUCAUUAUCCUGAUUAUGUUGAGUCAUUUCUCAUUUUAUUCAUAAUCUGUCUCAUUUGAGAUUCUAUUAGGGGAAAAAUCUGUUCUGCAGUAUCACCAUUAUGUGUGAUCAUUACUGCCAUUUGGAAUAACAAAAGCCAGCCCUCUCAUAAGUGUCCUUGCAUCAACUAGCUCAUUGGUGCUGCUAAAUAAUAAAACAAAAGACACCACCUCCACAUUCUGUCAAUAUUUAUACACAGGAUUUAUUUACAGAGUAUUUUUCUAUCUUUUUUUUUAUUAUUCUUUUUCAGGACCUCUGAUUCUAAUCUUGUUUCCCACGCAGUGGAAAAUGUCUAACUAGACGAUGAAUAAAAAUUUUAUGCAUUGGCAAAUUAUACCAAAAGAUUUGUCUCUUCCCUCAACUUUAAGACUGUGUGUAAUACACAGUCUUUUUUUAAUUUAUAGUCAGGAAGGUAUCUUCAGCAGUGGUAAGAAGAGAUUAGAUUGUAUCUGUUUAUGCAACGUGUUUUUGUAAGAUUAACUGGGUUGAACAGUGACUGAAGGCGCUAGAGAAGCUUGUAGGUCUCGUCAGGGAAACGGCAAGUGAGUGCUGAGUUUUAAGUGUGUCUUGUGUAAGAUAUAAAUACUGAAAUAAUAUAUGUCAACGCAAACUCAGAAUGGUAAUGCCUAAAGUCUAACUCAACAAAAGUGCAUAGGCUGUUGAUGUCAAAAUGUCUUUUACUUUUUAAAAGUUUUUUCCACUUUUUUCAUAUCCUCUUUUUAGUGGAGAAUUUUUGAUAAACUUUGGAGUUUUUAAUUUAAGUAUCUAUCUUUUUUAUACAUAUCGAGUUUUUAACCUCACUCCAAUUGUAUGUAAUAGCACAAUUCUGUUUUUUCUCUGCUGGUUUCUGUAAAUUAUAGACUCUGUCCUCUGUAAUAUGUGCGUUUUGAAAAACUACUUAAUAAAUGUGGAACACGUG
Xiphophorus hellerii (green swordtail) is the source of this 4481-nucleotide messenger RNA. It is a transcript of the gene kank2, whose product is annotated as KN motif and ankyrin repeat domains 2. Gene Ontology annotation, molecular function: protein binding. Gene Ontology annotation, biological process: negative regulation of cell population proliferation; negative regulation of vitamin D receptor signaling pathway; negative regulation of transcription by RNA polymerase II. The transcript is spliced from 13 exons. The coding region runs from base 230 to 3247 and encodes 1005 amino acids. The record is from RefSeq and is a predicted model, not a curated record. Lineage: Eukaryota; Metazoa; Chordata; Actinopteri; Cyprinodontiformes; Poeciliidae. Gene Ontology annotation, cellular component: cytoplasm.